AUGAAUGUAAAUAUAAAGUAUCCAUUGGUAUUACAUGAUAAUUGGCUAUUAGAAUCAAUCACAGGACAGAUCAAUAAAAAUGUAAAGUAUACAAAUUCUUUGAUAAAGAAAGACUUUAUAAGUCCAUCAUCUAUAAGCAAGACACCUAUAUUAAGAAUUCUAAGGUUUUUGAAAACUACGAAAUCGUCUGAUCUAACAGCCAUACUAAGCGAUUCGACACAUACCGUGAUUGCUAUAUUUCCAUUCGAUCCAGCAAUAAUCAAUUUUGAAAUUCGUUAUAAACAUCGAAUCACGUACCACACACCGAACAGUCUUAUAUUGAUUAAGCAAGCGAAUUUGCGUUUUGUGAAUAACGUCGAAUUGACGACCGAAUGGGGUAUCACUAUUGAAGAUGAGAUCGAUGUAGCAGUUUUAGAAGUUCUUGAUCUAGAGAUCUUUCAAAGGGACCAGAUUAUGUUAGGAGUCAAUAUUGAAAAUAAUUUGCAACUUAUAUACUACGAUAAAUCAUACCUAAAUUUAUGUGGAAAAAGUAGGCAGAGGGACUCUCUUGGAGAGAAAGAGAUUAAAGAAGUUAUACUGCAAAGUUAUGAUGAUGUCGUAUCCAUAUAA
This is a messenger RNA of Debaryomyces hansenii CBS767, 609 nucleotides long. RefSeq names its product telomerase subunit (gene EST3). Bases 1 to 609 code for a protein of 202 amino acids. The transcript has a single exon. The record is from RefSeq and is a predicted model, not a curated record. Gene Ontology annotation, cellular component: chromosome, telomeric region; telomerase holoenzyme complex. NCBI's taxonomy places the organism in Eukaryota, Fungi, Ascomycota, Pichiomycetes, Serinales, Debaryomycetaceae. Gene Ontology annotation, biological process: telomere maintenance via telomerase. Gene Ontology annotation, molecular function: telomeric repeat DNA binding.